Messenger RNA from Annulohypoxylon maeteangense, 1457 nucleotides. RefSeq lists its product as uncharacterized. Gene Ontology annotation, cellular component: mitochondrial membrane. The coding region runs from base 153 to 1307 and encodes 384 amino acids. Gene Ontology annotation, molecular function: 1-acylglycerophosphocholine O-acyltransferase activity. Lineage: Eukaryota; Fungi; Ascomycota; Sordariomycetes; Xylariales; Hypoxylaceae. The transcript is spliced from 4 exons. The record is from RefSeq and is a predicted model, not a curated record. Gene Ontology annotation, biological process: cardiolipin acyl-chain remodeling; inner mitochondrial membrane organization.
CUCUAUUCUUGAAUGCGACUGCUAUUUCAAUCUUGUCGGGUCUCUUUUUAACAUGUAGUUUUAAUGAGUCUUUUUUCUCUAUUACCUCCAAUGUUCUCGCCCAUAUAAAAUUUCAUAAUUGCUAUGCUGCCAGGUUCUAUUUCGAAGCGUCAAUGGCAUCGGACGAACUCGAUAUGUCCAAGUCCAACCCUAACAGGCUGUCACUUCAGCAGCCAAGUCUUCCCUGGCGAAUGAGUUCUUCCCUCGCUAUGGGGUUGACUGCGGCCCUUUCCAGAGGCUUUCUGUACGGCUUAAACUCAGUUGAAGUAGUUGGUUUAGACCGGUUUUUAGAGCUUUUAGAUAAAAGGAAGGAUGUUGAGAACCGACAGAGGGGUCUUAUUACGGUCUCAAACCACAUCAGUGUACUUGAUGAUCCUGUCAUAUGGGGAGUUCUACCACUCCGGUACGCCUUUAACCCGUCUAACCAUAGAUGGGGCUUAGGAGCCCACGACAUAUGCUUUAAGAACAAGCUUAUUGGAUCGUACUUCUACGCGGGCCAAGUCCUGCCAACCCACAGGUCACAACACUCGCCUCACGGCGGGCUCUUCCAGCCCACAAUCCCACAAGCGAUCCGGCUACUCUCCUCCCCACCCUUCCCCACCCCGCUCUCAGAAGCAUCAGGAGGACGCCACGACGAUAACGACGAUGUGUCUGACCCGUUUAGCGCGGGCGAACUGACGUUCACGACGACGGGGACGGACCGGUACGUCGCGCCGUCGACGUACGCGCGGAACCGGCACAGCUGGGUGCACGUGUUCCCCGAGGCGUGCGUGCACCAGCACCCGCGCAUGCUCCUGCGCUACUUCAAGUGGGGCGUCUCCCGCCUCAUCCUCGAGAGCGAGCCCAUGCCCGACGUCGUGCCCAUGUUCGUCGACGGCACCCAGCGCAUCAUGUCCGAGGACCGCACCUUCCCGCGCUUCCUCCCCCGCUUCCCCGUCAAGUUCCGCGUCGCGUUCGGCGAGCUCCUCGACGCCGAGAAGACCUUUGGUGAUUUGAGAGCGAGGUGGCGCGAUCUUGUGCGCAGGGAUGGCGGGAGGUUGGCUAUGGGGGAGUUGACGGAUGAGCUGAAGUACGGCAAGGAGGCGGUGGAUUUGCGGAUCGAGGUUGCGAGGAGGGUCCGUGAGGAGGUGCUGAAGGUGAGACGGACCUUGGGGUAUCCGGAUGAUGACGAGCCUGGGUUCGAGCUCGCGGAGACGUGGGCGAGGGAGCCGAGUAAGGACCGGUUUAAGAGUAAUGUUGAUGAUAGCUUGGUUAAUAAGAGGGAAUAAAGACUUGUAUCGACAAUUGUAUAGAUUUUGUGAUUUAUGGAGCUGACUAGGCUCUUUUCAAGAAUUACUUCUGUAGGUAUGGACCACGACCGUAGCCGUUUAGGUAUAGCAUAGCCUUUUUGAAUAUGCAGAUCAACCAUGAAGUAUGAA